Messenger RNA from Sinocyclocheilus rhinocerous, 2887 nucleotides. Its product is annotated as short transient receptor potential channel 4-like. Bases 273 to 2558 code for a protein of 761 amino acids. Gene Ontology annotation, cellular component: plasma membrane; cation channel complex. The transcript is spliced from 9 exons. Lineage: Eukaryota; Metazoa; Chordata; Actinopteri; Cypriniformes; Cyprinidae. The record is from RefSeq and is a predicted model, not a curated record. Gene Ontology annotation, biological process: regulation of cytosolic calcium ion concentration; calcium ion transmembrane transport. Gene Ontology annotation, molecular function: store-operated calcium channel activity; inositol 1,4,5 trisphosphate binding; protein binding.
GGAGACAACAAACAUGUUUGGCUUUGGGAAACUCUGCAGAUUAGCUCCAUCUUGAAUGCGAAAUGAGAGGAUCAUUGAUCAAAUGGAUAUUAUUUUCCCGCGUUCUAUUUCUGUUGUUGCGCAUUUUCGCGCUUUUCUCUCGGUGGAGGCGGUUGGACUGUAACGGGUUUUCUUCGCACUGGACACCUGUUGUACGCUAGUUAGACGAAAUCAGUCACGAGUCAGUGCAACAUCCAAAACCAGCAGUUGUCUCUCAUGAAGGCAUAGCAGCAAUGUCACAGCUCUACUUUCGCAGAACGGACAACUUCUCAUACAGGGACCGGAUCCCUCUGCGGAUAGUUCGAGCUGAGUCUGAGCUGUCACCGCUGGAAAAGGCCUACCUGUGUGCUGUGGAGAAAGGCGACUACGCCAGCGUCAAACAAGCACUGAUAGAAGCCGAAAUCUACUUCAAAAUCAACAUCAACUGCAUCGACCCUCUGGGACGGACGGCUCUGUUGAUUGCCAUUGAGAAUGAGAACCUGGAAAUCAUUGAGCUGCUGCUCAGCUUUAACGUGUAUGUGGGGGAUGCGCUUUUACACGCCAUACGAAAGGAAGUGGUGGGGGCUGUGGAGCUGCUUUUGAACCAUAAAAAGCCCAGCAGGGGCAUGCAGGUGCCUCCUAUCCUGUUGGAUAAACAGUUCUCCGAUUUUACUCCUGACAUAACACCCAUCAUCUUGGCCGCUCACACCAACAACUAUGAGAUCAUCAAGAUGUUGGUUCAGAAGGGUGUGUCCAUGCCCCAACCCCACCAGGUGCGCUGCAACUGCAUGGAAUGCGUGUCCAGCUCAGAUGUGGACAGCCUGCGACAUUCCAGAUCCCGUCUCAACAUCUACCGCGCCCUGGCCAGUCCCUCACUCAUCGCCCUCUCCAGCGAAGACCCCUUCCUGACGGCCUUUCAGCUCAGCUGGGAGCUCCAGGAGCUCAGCAAGGUGGAGAAUGAAUUCAAGUCCGAGUAUGAAGAGCUUUCCCAGCAAUGCAAGCUGUUCGCCAAAGAUCUGCUCGACCAAACACGUAGCUCAAGAGAGCUCGAGUUGAUUCUGAACUACAAGGACAAUAUGAAUCUCCUAGAGGAUGAAGGGAAUAAUGAUCUUGCCAGGCUGAAACUGGCUAUCAAGUAUCACCAGAAAGAGUGCUCUGACAACUAUGGGCAGCGGGAGGCAUGGGUGAUGUGGCACCCCGCCUUGGUGGGUGAGGCCUUGUUUGCCAUUGCUAACAUAUUUAGCUCCCUACGACUGAUUUCACUCUUCACAGCCAACUCUCACCUGGGCCCUCUUCAGAUCUCUCUCGGCAGAAUGCUGCUGGACAUCCUUAAAUUCCUCUUCAUUUACUGCCUGGUGCUACUCGCAUUUGCAAAUGGACUCAAUCAACUGUAUUUCUAUUAUGAAACUGAUGGCAGAAUUAUUAACAACGUCACAUGCAAGGGUAUCCGCUGCUCAGAGCAGAACAAUGCAUUCACCACCAUGUUUGAGACAUUACAGUCAUUGUUCUGGUCCAUAUUUGGUCUUGUUGCCCUGCAUGUGACCAAUGUGGACGCCAAACAUGAAUUCACCGAAUUUGUUGGAGCCACAAUGUUUGGGACCUACAACAUAAUCUCUCUGGUGGUGCUUCUUAAUAUGCUCAUUGCUAUGAUGAAUAAUUCCUAUCAACAUAUUGCUGACCAUGCUGAUAUUGAGUGGAAGUUUGCUAGAACUAAACUUUGGAUGAGCUACUUUGAGGAGGGUGGCACACUGCCUCCUCCCUUUAACAUCAUUCCAAGUCCAAAAUCAGCGUGGUACCUCAUCAGAUGGAUCAAGACCCACUUCUUCAAUAUUAAACACAGAAAGAGAACUGAGACAUUUGGAUCACUUGGGAUGCGAGCUGCUGAAAACGUCCGCACAAACCGCCAGUACCAGGAGGUACUUAGAAACCUGGUUAAGCGGUAUGUGGCAGCAAUGAUUAGGGAUGGCAAAAAAGAAGAGGGAUUAACUGAGGAGAACUUUAAGGAACUUAAACAGGACAUCUCAAGCUUCCGUUACGAGGUGAUGGGAAUGAUGAAGGGCAAUAAGAUUGGUGUGUCAAACUCAAAAGGGAACACAGGAGCUUCAAACCUAGUGUAUCCUGAUAACCCUCUGAAGUGCAAUUCAACUUCAGCUGGAAGUCAACUAAAAGGCAAGCUGAGACUGCAGAAUGUCGCCACCUCUGUGAUCCAGCAGGGUGGACCCAAAGCCAACGCCUGUAAGCCUGGCGGCUUAAGCGUCCUAGUGGAUGGUUUCAUCUCAAAAAAUACUGUUAGCAAUCAAAUGAACUGCAAAGGGCCAAACAACCCAGGAGAGAUUUACUCUGUGUCAGAAGAAGCUGGUGAAUCUGAGAGCGAAGAACAGGAUGAUGGCAAACAGGGAGAAAACGGGAACCAAAACAAUGAAUCAGAGAAGGACAGAGUGAAUAAGACUUUGCAAGAGGAUGAUAAAAUGUUAUAUAUGCGUUAUAUGUGUAAUGAAGAAAUGAAUGAGGAAAGGGAAUAUGAUGGAAGCAGAUUAUAACUGCAUUCACAGUCUCUGAAUGCUGCAAAACAAAGAGAAAGAUGUCGUUCUCCUGAACUCUGGCUCUAUCCCAGAAGCAGCUGUGGUGACGGUCCAGUGCAGGGCACUGCGUCUGUACGAUCCGAAAAUCAAGUGUUGUUCUAGAGUCUCAGGGAUGAAUGCCAAUUUUAGGAGAAUAUGGGGUCCAACGUAGAGGUCUGCAGAUGCGUACUUUUGCGCUGCGGGAUUAAAUUCCCGAAUAAAACGCAGUAGUGGUCGGUAACUCUGCUGUAAUUUGAACGGGAGCUGGCGGUCCAACAAUGUCCCGUUCCCGACGUCCAUUCAGAACA